Messenger RNA from Vicia faba (fava bean), 723 nucleotides. The record is from the annotation of a GenBank genome assembly. NCBI's taxonomy places the organism in Eukaryota, Viridiplantae, Streptophyta, Magnoliopsida, Fabales, Fabaceae.
AUGCCUUUAGAUACAUAUAAGGGUCAUGGUUUUCAAAAUGACCUUUUUCAAAUGGUGGCAGAUUUAAAGCCAAAAACUUUUAGGUUCUCAGGAAAUUAUCUAAAAAAUGCAUUUAGGUGGAAAGAUACAGUUGGACCAUGGGAAGAGAGACCUGGCCACUAUAAUGAUAUGUGGAAGUUUUGGACCGAUGAUGAAUUUGAGGAUCUUGGUGCAUGUCCAAUAUGGGUGUUUAAUAAUGGUAUUAGUCACCAUGAUCAAAUUAAUACGUCUGUAAUUUCACAAUUUAUACAAGAAGCUCUAAAUGGUAUUGAGUUUGCUAUAGGUUCUCCUGAAUCAAAAUGGGGUUCUCUUAGAGCUUCCAUGGGACAUCCAAAGCCAUUUGAUUUGAGAUAUGUUGGAGUUGGAAAUGAAGAUUGUGGUAAAUAUAACUAUCAAGGAAAUUAUCUCAAAUUCUAUAAAGCUAUAAAAAAUACAUAUCCUGAUAUUCAGAUUAUCUCAAAUUGUGACGGUUCUCAAUAUCCAUUAAAUCGUCCUGCGGAUCUUUAUGAUUUUCAUAUUUAUACAAAUUCAAAGGACAUGUUUUCCCAAUAUACCAAGUUCGAUAAAGCACCACGAUCUAGUUCAAAGGUUUUCCCAAUGAAGCUGCAUUUCUCAUUGGACUUGAAAAAAAUAGUGAUGUUGUCAGCAUGGUUGCCUAUGCACCCUCUUUGUAAACACAAAUGA